AUGUGGCUGGCAUUGUGGGCUUUGUUGCAGCAGGGCGAGGUACUCGCCCAAUAUUUCGGUUAUCCAGGAUAUGGUACAGGUUACGGCACGGGAUAUGGUGGCGCCGGAUACGGAAGCUCUGGAUACGGAGGCCUUUACGGAAACAGCAUUUAUGGAUACCCUAGUAUGGGAUAUCCUUAUUAUUCAUAUCCCAGCUAUAACUACAACUAUAAUCCAUACACAUUUUACGGAGGCUAUGGCCAAAGCUAUCCCGGGUUCGGUUACCCCUACGGCAACGGAAUGAAUACCGCAUACGCAAGCAGCAGUGGUGGAUUUGCCAGCGCAAGUGCGGGAAGUGGUGGAGGGUUUUACGGCUAG
This is a messenger RNA of Scaptodrosophila lebanonensis, 357 nucleotides long. RefSeq names its product prisilkin-39. The record is from RefSeq and is a predicted model, not a curated record. NCBI's taxonomy places the organism in Eukaryota, Metazoa, Arthropoda, Insecta, Diptera, Drosophilidae. The coding region runs from base 1 to 357 and encodes 118 amino acids. The transcript is spliced from 2 exons.